UUGUCACAUUUUUUUGCUGAACAAAAAGCUCGAAUUCCCCCAUUGAAGAGAGAGAAAAGGAAGAGAGAGAGAGAGAGAAAUGGCGAGAGAUAGCUGCUUGGCGCGUGUGACGGCUGGGGUGGCCGUCGGUGGUGCAAUUGGUGGCGCUGUUGGUGCUGUUUAUGGGACAUAUGAGGCUGUUAGAUACAAGGUUCCCGGCUUAAUGAAAAUUCGAUACAUUGGCCAAACUACUCUGGGAAGUGCUGCCAUUUUUGGUCUCUUUUUGGGAGCUGGAAGCUUGAUACACUGUGGAAAGUCAUACUGAGGAUCUCUUUACUCUUUUUGUCUCAAAGAGUAUAGAACAAUAUCAUCAACAUUAUCAGAAGCAUGCUUCGUGUUCUUCCAAUUUGCUUUUCAUUCUGUAAUUUUCCGGUUCAAACCGAGUUUUCUCUUAGCUUUUACCUCCAUUUAAUGGUGGAGCCUUACCCGUUGUGAAUCUUGAUUAGUCGAGCUAGUGGAUUUCAGAGACCGGAUGGGUUAAACGAAAAAGAAGUGUUGGAGAGUUUCACUCGUAAAAGUCGAAAUUCGAGAACAAUAUCAAAGAGUUCGAAGAUGUGUGUGUCAUGAGUGAUUUAAUAAUCCUUUAGCAUUAUUUGAGGAACUUAUUCAUUUAAACAUUAUCUCAUUCAUGGUAUGGUAAAGUCCAUGCAAAAAGAAUAAUAUAUUGGGUUGAUUUAAGUUGAAACAAA
Solanum lycopersicum (tomato) is the source of this 728-nucleotide messenger RNA. RefSeq lists its product as uncharacterized. Gene Ontology annotation, biological process: protein insertion into mitochondrial inner membrane; protein import into mitochondrial matrix. Lineage: Eukaryota; Viridiplantae; Streptophyta; Magnoliopsida; Solanales; Solanaceae. The record is from RefSeq and is a predicted model, not a curated record. Gene Ontology annotation, cellular component: TIM23 mitochondrial import inner membrane translocase complex.